AUGAAGAUGCGAAACAGCCCUUUUCAUGGGGCAAGUGGGUACAGUGGUUUAAAAGCUCAUAAAUUAACAUUCAAGACAGCUGUGAAGAAAGUGAUGAGGCAUAUGCCAAAUAAUCAAUUCUUGGUUGAGAUGGAGAACAUGAUCAGAAAAAUUGUUCGGGAGGAGCUUGAGCGUCUUAUUCAUCAAAAUCUUCACUCUUCGGCGUGGUCCCAAAUCGAGCAACCGCGUUCAGAAACGCCGUCGUCGCGUUCAAGAUUCAAGCUGCGGUUCAUAAACUCACCGCCGCUGUCGAUAUUCACGGGAGCCAAGAUCGAAGCCAAGAACGGUUCUCCGUUAGCUAUCGAGCUCGUGGAUGCAGCCACGAACGCUCGAGUCGUCUCGGGACCUUUCUCGUCUUCUAGGGUUGACUUAGUGCCGCUCAACGCUGACUUCACGGAGGAAAGCUGGACCGUUGACGUAUUCAAACGUUAUAUUCUAAAACCACGCGAAGGGAAACGUCCGUUACUCACCGGAGAUGUAACGUUGACGCUUAAGGGAGGUGUUGGAGUGGUCGCCGUCGCAUUCACGGAUAAUUCGAUAUGGAGUAGGUGUCGGAAGUUCCGGUUAGGUGCUAGACUAACCGGUGAUGGAGCCGUGGAAGCUAGAAGUGAAGCGUUUAAGUGUAAAGACCAACGUGGAGAAUCUUAUAAGAAACAUCAUCCUCCGUACCCCGGUGACGAGGUUUGGAGACUAGAGAAAAUCGCGAAAGAUGGCGCUUCAGCGUUGCGUUUGGCUGAACGGGAUAUUUAUACUGUCAAAGACUUCCGCCGUUUCUAUGCAAAGGAUCCAAACGCUUUAUAUAAUAUACUUGCUGUUGGUGGUGGAGGGAUCUCAAAGAAAAUAUGGGAAUCAAUUGUAUCCCACGCGAUGAAUUGCGUUUUGGAUGAAACAGAGUGUUACAUCUACGACUCAUUUGCUCAUGAUGUAUCACUUGUCUUCAACUCUGUUUAUGAAGUGACACAAGUGUUCAUAGGCGGUGCCCUUCGAAGCACGGAUCAGCUACCUAGCUACCAGCUGAACCAGUUAAAGCAUGAAGCUUAUCAGAACAUUAACCUCUUUAGGGACCGUAGGACCUUUGCGGACCAUCCACAAAGGUCCUUACAGUUCCCGGAAAAUCCAGGAUUCGGCGUAGCCUGUCCUGGAUUCCAGCAGCACAUGGACUUCACAGCUUCAGGUUCUACCAUCCAACCUGAAAUGCUGAUGAGUUUCGAAAACUCACCAGCCACAACGUUUCAUAUCGACCCAAAAUUCAUACCGACUUUCAGAAACAGCUUUAGAGUAAGUGAACUCGAUAUGGUACAUGAUGAAUUACUAAGCGUGGUGUCAAGAGGUCAUAUCCGAAACCACGAGGAUGAGAACGGUUUUGCUUAUGAUCACCAUCACCACAUGUCCUCUAACUGGUCACCUGGUGCUGCGGUUUGGGAGCAACAAGAGUAUAACAAUUUGUGUGUUAGCGUGUCUGGCACGGAAGAAGAGGGUAUGUAUGAUGUUCGUGUUGCAAACAUUGGGGGAUCUCCGAGAGCCAGGUGGUGCAAAGUUAAGGCAGCUUUCAAGCUCCGACAAGUCUGGAGACACACAAGUGCCAGAAAACGAGGGAGGGCUUGUAAGAAGCCUUGCCUAGUGUAUUAAAUUCAGAGGUUUUCUUGCUGCGCAAGAACUAUGUGUGUAUAUGUUAGAUAAAUGGAUCCCGGCCAUUGGCUGUUUCAAAUGGUUUAAUAAGUUACGGGGAUUAGUAUUUGUGUAUACCACAGUCCAUGUGUGAUAUAUAUUGUAAGAAAAAGGAAGUGCUGUAUCUGACCAAAUCAGUAUACUUUUAAAUAUUCUAAGUAUUUGUUGUGCCUUUAACAUUUACAUGCUAUAUUAGACGAUUCAAAGGAUUCUUGCGGAGCACGAAAGCUAUGUCAAAAC
This is a messenger RNA of Eruca vesicaria subsp. sativa (arugula), 1947 nucleotides long. NCBI's taxonomy places the organism in Eukaryota, Viridiplantae, Streptophyta, Magnoliopsida, Brassicales, Brassicaceae. The record is from the annotation of a GenBank genome assembly.